AUGGGCGGCAAGAUUUGGUCAUCGCAAGAGGAGCGCUAUUUUUGGCGCACUGUCAUGUCUACAUCAACCAAGCGCAGUGGCAUUAGUCGUAUAAAGGAUGAGAAGUCGUGGGUAAUUCUUGCUAGAGAUAUGCAGCAUACUCUAGGCGCUGCCGCUCGCAGACAUUACACGGGCAACAUGCUUUUCGAACAUUACUACCAGAACAUCCGUACCAAGAAAGUCUCACCCCACGCUGGAAGAUAUGUCUGCGAGUACCUCAUAAAGGCUGGAUCAAACCGCGAUCAUCCCAUGCUUAGACAUUGCGCUCCAAGGAAGCAGCCAACCCCGGCCAACAACAACGAUACCUACAAGAGGGAGGAGAGCUUUUCCGGCUCCAGACUCGCUAUGGACGGUGUAUCCACAUUGCUCAAGUCCUCGAACUAUUCUUCGUUAUCUAUCCGCACCAGAUCCAUGUCCGCCUUUCUCAAAAGCCAACAAAGUCUUAAUGAGGAUUCUCUUGAGAAUGAGUAG
Truncatella angustata is the source of this 510-nucleotide messenger RNA. RefSeq lists its product as uncharacterized. The coding region runs from base 1 to 510 and encodes 169 amino acids. The record is from RefSeq and is a predicted model, not a curated record. NCBI's taxonomy places the organism in Eukaryota, Fungi, Ascomycota, Sordariomycetes, Amphisphaeriales, Sporocadaceae. The transcript has 3 exons.